Messenger RNA from Drosophila hydei, 827 nucleotides. RefSeq names its product ADP-ribosylation factor-like protein 1 (gene Arl1). Gene Ontology annotation, biological process: intracellular protein transport; vesicle-mediated transport. The record is from RefSeq and is a predicted model, not a curated record. The transcript is spliced from 3 exons. NCBI's taxonomy places the organism in Eukaryota, Metazoa, Arthropoda, Insecta, Diptera, Drosophilidae. Gene Ontology annotation, molecular function: GTP binding; GTPase activity. Gene Ontology annotation, cellular component: Golgi apparatus; cytoplasm. Bases 140 to 682 code for a protein of 180 amino acids.
CGGUGAAUGGCAGAAUUUUUGUCAUCUAGUGAAAACAAGAGCAGAAUUUCGUUGGAGAAGCGAAAUAACAUAAUUAGUUAGUUAUUAUUAAUACUUAAGCAUUUAGAGGCACUUAGUACGCUGCAAUCGAGCUUUAAUCAUGGGUGGGGUGCUUAGUUAUUUUCGUGGUCUGCUUGGAUCCCGGGAGAUGCGUAUUUUAAUAUUGGGCCUGGAUGGCGCCGGAAAAACCACAAUAUUAUAUAGGUUACAGGUCGGCGAGGUAGUCACAACGAUACCCACAAUUGGCUUCAACGUGGAGCAGGUCACAUACAAAAACCUCAAGUUCCAAGUCUGGGAUUUGGGCGGACAGACCAGUAUUAGACCUUAUUGGCGUUGUUAUUAUAGCAAUACAGACGCAAUUAUAUAUGUGGUCGACUCGGUGGAUCGUGAUCGCAUAGGUAUCUCGAAAGAUGAACUGUUAUACAUGCUGCGCGAGGAGGAGCUAGCCGGCGCGAUACUUGUUGUGCUUGCCAACAAACAGGAUAUGGAGGGCUGCAUGACCGUGGCUGAAGUGCAUCAUGCGUUAGGUUUGGAAAAUCUUAAAAAUCGCACAUUUCAAAUAUUCAAAACGUCGGCCACCAAAGGCGAGGGCCUAGAUCAGGCAAUGGAGUGGUUAUCCAAUACGCUCCAAGCUCGCAAAUAGUCAUGCCCCUCGCUCCCGAUGUCCUAAAUGAGCCUGCCCCCUUGUAAAAUUGUCCAAAGUGUCACCCAGAGAUAGUUGGAAGAUCUAUAACGCUUGCGCAAAUAUCCAAACACACACACACACACACACACACAUACACAUACAU